Messenger RNA from Plenodomus lingam JN3, 3909 nucleotides. The record is from RefSeq and is a predicted model, not a curated record. NCBI's taxonomy places the organism in Eukaryota, Fungi, Ascomycota, Dothideomycetes, Pleosporales, Leptosphaeriaceae.
AUGGCUCUGGUGGUGGUGCGGCUAAGCUGCCUAGUCUGGCAUAACGUUCGCGGCUGCCGUGCCGGAAACCACCUAGUCUCGCCUCCCACGACAGCAGCGAAUUCUUCGAUUGGGAAGGGCGAGGGCGAGGGCGAGGGCGUUCCGGGCAAGGCCCCCUCCCCUCCUCAUCUUUGGAGCAUUACCAUACCGUACUCUACUACUACUGUACCCUACCGUGAACAUAGCCAGCCAGCCAGCCCACUUGCGACGUUGGCCCAUUUCCCCGUCGUCCACCCCUGCCCCCCUCCUCCUCCUCCUCCUCCUCCUCCUCCUUAUCCACCCACACCCCCCUGUUGCCGAUCUAACGACUUCAGCGCCAGAGCAACUACUGAGCCCGUGGCAGCUACGCGACAUCUCAUUCGCCCGUUUCUUUCAUCGUCUCAACGACAUGGUGGGCACACUGCUCCUCAGCCAACGUCCAAAGCGAGCCGCUUGAUCGAACCGUCUGAUACGCCGGGACGGGGGGGGAACUCAGUACAACGCUACAAGCCCCGACUGACUGAGGACUCUCUACAUCUCGACUUCUCUUUCAUCUGCGCGCCUCCGUUUCUGGGCAUUUACCGAGGAGCCUCAGACUCCCUCGUGCUAGCAUCCGUCGCUUGUGCAUCAUCAUCCUACGCAUUACUGUCAAGGCUCGAGAAAGACCGCUGUAGGCUCCUCUCACACUUGGUGACACAAUGUACGUCUUCUCUCCUUAUGGAGACACUUCAUCCCCAACCGCUGGUGGUGCUGAGGAAGACGGCUUCAUCGACAAGUCUGGCAUCAAAAGAAGACACGACUGACUCAGCACGAUUCUCCAGGAAGUUCGGAAAGCAUAUCCAGAAGCGGCAGCUGGAAAUUCCAGAAUAUGCCGCCAGUUUCGUCGACUACAAAGCGCUCAAGAAGCUUAUCAAGAAGCUUAGUGCUACUCCAAUACUACCACCGCAAGGCGACAGUAGCCAUGGACAUGAUGCAUUAGACCCGCAAACGUCCUUGCAGGCGAACAAGGCUACAUUCUUCUUUCGAGUGGAACGCGAGCUGGAAAAGGUCAACACCUUUUACCUCCAAAAAGAGGCAGAGUUGCGCCUCCGCUUGACUACCCUUCUCGACAAAAAGAGGGUCAUGCAACAGCAUCCCCACUCGGUUUCAAAAACUUCUUCACGGUAUGUCGCUCUUGAAGAGGGACUAAAGCAAUUUAGCACGGAUCUCAACAAACUAGAGCAAUUUGUCGAAGUAAACGAGACAGCCUUUUCCAAAAUCCUGAAGAAGUGGGACAAAACUUCAAAGUCAAGAGAGAAGCAAUUAUAUCUCUCGCGCGCUGUUGAAGUCCAGCCAUGCUUCAAUCGAGAAGUCAUCAGCACUCUUUCCGAUCAAGCCACCCAGGCAUUGCUCGACUUCUCCGGUUGGGCCGAGGGAGAGGGAGUGCAAGCGCCGCACCCCACUGCUGAACCACGCGUUUCUGAACCCGCCUUUGAAGCGAAACUGGAGCUGGACAAUCAAUUUGUACAGGCGAUUAAUACAGCAAAUCAGAGCAAGAUCGAAGAAUGUCUUGCUCGACUGUCGACCCUCCCGGAUGCGCGCGAUCACGUCUCUCGAGCAUUCCUUAGCACAGUCGCAGAGGCCCCUGAAUCUGCCCUGAAGAUUCUGCUGGACUCAAACCUUGUCAAUCUCGGGCAAGAAGAUGAGAUCAAUGAACGCAACUGUCUGCAUAAGGCAGCGAUCAGUGGACGUAUCGAGGUGUUGAAGCUUGGCCUGUCCAGUCAAGUAGAUGUGCACGCGACUGAUGUCUAUGGUCGGAUACCACUGCAUUAUGCAUGCAUGCACGGCUAUGUGGAACUGGUUCAAGAACUCAUCGACGCUGCGCCAGAGACCGUCAACUAUCGCGACCAGGACAGCUUUACUCCGCUUAUACACGCCAUUGUUCACUCGCAGCUCGCCUGCGUCGAGACAUUACUCUCAAGGGGUGCUGAUCUUACCCGAUUAGGACCUGGAGAGCAUGUGCCGCUCAACCUCGCUUGCCAGUAUGCCUCACUUGAGAUACUGGAGCUGCUUUUGCAACGAUCGUCCGAGAUGAUAUCCGAUGCCGAAGGGCUCUUCCCGCAGCAUUUGGUCGCACGAUCCGGGAAAACACCGCAGUCGUUACUCAUGCUCCAGAAAUAUGGUGCCAACCUGGACCAGCCCGACAAACUAUAUCAAUGGACGCCGCUAUUCCAUGCUGCUAGCGAAGGCCAUGUCGAAUGUCUUCAAACGCUGCUCGAUUGUGGAGUCGAUGUGGAUAUCGUAGACGAAAAAGGCUUGUCCGCCAUGUACUAUGCAACAUGGGAAGGACAUUUAGAAUGCAUGAAACUACUUGCUUCCGUGGGUCGCGGGAUUGGACUCAAGUUACAAAAGCAGGUGUCACCGCAGAUGGCUGGUCAAAUGUCGAGCUCAAUGCCUGCGCCCAUGGACUUGGAACAUGACGCGGAUGGUAUCCCCGAAUUCAUCCUACCGCCACCCAUCAUCCCGUUUCGAAGAUAUGGACACAAUUUCCUCGACACGAAAACAUUUGUUGUCAUCAGCUUCGAAAAAGUUGGCAAAGAUGCAUUCAGGUUCUAUGACGAGUCCAAAUACCCGGCUGCAAGACUUACCAUAUCCUCCAAGAGUUCUGAUCUGAUCCCAAGGAACAUUCUCUUACCAAUUCAAGACGAGUUCAAGGUCAUCUCAUUCCAGAUUGAGAAUCUUGACAGUUUCUCCAUCGACUUCGAUGUCUAUCCGACCAUCGGUUCAAAAGUCAUCGCACGCAGCGUUGCAUCGUCCAAAGUCUUUACCGAGCUGUCGAAGAGCACUGGGCGAUGGCAUCUCGAGUUAUUCGAUCCCAGGCUACGGUCUAUUGGUCGUGUCACUUUUGACUUUCAGGUGGUGAAGCCAUUCCAUGGUAUUCCAUUGGAGAUUACGCACUUCGCAACGUAUUGGAAGGCUACAAGUCAACUUGACUCGCAGCCACACACCUUGAUCACUGGUUCAAGUCUAUCUGGCGAGUAUGUGCGCUUGUUUGUACAAUUGACAGCUGAUGGUAUACCUGUGCUACAUCCGAGGUGGAAAAUCAAUCACCAGGGACUCGAAGUUCCCGUCAAUAUACUCACCUAUGCACAGUUUGCGGACAUCGGCGCCCACCAAAAUGCAGCGUCUGCUAGUCAACUCGCAGAAGCUUUCCUAAAGGACGAAUCGAUCAGCAUACCCACAAUCUACCAGGCGCUGGCGGCAUCAUUCAUCACAUUGGAAGACGCUCUGGCACUCCUGCCGACACACAUCCAUGUAGAACUACAUGUGUUGUUUCCCUCAAGGCUCGAUGAGGAACGGCUUAAGCUUGGCCCAACACAUGAUAUGAACACCUUCGCAGACCGAAUACUGUCUGUGGUCUUCGAGCAUGCACGUGUGCUGAGAAAGCGUGGAGCGGGUGAGAUUGAUGGAACGCUACGCAGUGUGCUGUUCAGCUCCUUCAACCAGGACAUAUGCACAGUGAUCAACUGGAAGCAGCCGAAUUAUCCAGUCCUUUUGUGUAACGAACUUGGUGCAGACAGCUCACAAUCACCCUCUGGCAACACGCAUAUCGUUCAGAGCAGCGGAAGAACCACCAUCUCGGUCAAAGAAGCCGUACAAAUUGCGAGAGAUAACAACUUUAUGGGCUUGAUAUGUAGCUCUCGUCUGCUCUCCCUUGCACCAGCCCUAAUCGAAUCGAUCAAGACGGCCGGCCUCGUUCUCGUAACAGAUAUCUCAGACUCUCCGGCCGACGCUGGCGUACAGCAAGAUGCUCAUAUUGCUCAACCCCGUCAACAAAAGACGCCAGAUGGGGUCGACGGUUACUUGAAGGGCAAUGGCGUGCUUUGCUUCAAUGAGACUGUGGAUAUGUAG